Molecule: messenger RNA, 10841 nt
Organism: Octopus sinensis (East Asian common octopus)
Lineage: Eukaryota; Metazoa; Mollusca; Cephalopoda; Octopoda; Octopodidae
Product: protein Jumonji
Exons: 22
Coding region: 171-4499 (1442 amino acids)
Biological process (GO): chromatin remodeling
Cellular component (GO): nucleus
Molecular function (GO): histone demethylase activity; DNA binding
Source: RefSeq, a predicted model, not a curated record
AGCAGGAAGAGCAUCCAGUUGUAGAAAAUCUGCCUCAACGAAUUACAUCUGGUCCAUGCUAGCAUGGAAAAGUAGAUGUUAAAAUGAUGAUAAUGGUGAUAAACAUGACAUAUUACUUUGCAAUCACAUCAUUCCAAGUUUAGUUCUGCCGUGCAGUUCCUUGGGAAAGUAUGAUGACUGGCCGGAAAAAAGUUGCCUUAUUACCCACUUCCAGGUGUGAUGGUGUAUUGCAGCCACAGCAGCAGCAUCAUCAUAAUCAUCACCAUCACCACCAUCAUCAUCACCAUCACCACCAUCAUCACCAGCAACAACAACUACAACAGCAGCUACCACAGCAGCACAAAAAAAUUGUCAUGACUCGGAAGAAUCUUGUUGCAUCCAAACAGUCUUCUAUGGAUUCUUCCCUCCUUCGGCCAAAGAGGAAUAUUCAAGUAAAAAAUUUGGAUGAUACAUCUGGAUUAUCAUGGAGAGAAGAACGAGAAUUAAAACGGGCUUUGUACGCGUCUCUGCAAGACAGUCGGCGUCAAAACCGCCAGCAGCACGAGCAGUGGCAAAACCAGAAGGAAAGUCCUGUUUUGUCAACUGCCAACAGAAAAACUAACCAAAGCAGUGGUAGAAGUAGUUGUAACAGCAACAGUUACCUUGAUUGCAACAGAUCGGCAACAGCAGUGCCAGUCUUAACCAACUCUACUUGCAAUAACUAUUCAUCUUCUCCUUCAUUCUGUCAGUCUAUUCAGAGCAGUAACUCCUCUACAACAUCGGCUGUUAGGAGUACUGUUGUCGAUGAGAACAGCAGAGACUCGAUGAAGCCUCUCCAUGCAGUUGGGACCCAUAUAAGGUCAGCCAACUUGGCAGCGACAGAUAUCAAGAGGACUAAAAUUCAUGCACAAAGAAAAUUUGCUCAGUGCUCACUUCCUUCUACUCCAAUUUCAACUCCAAAUAAAAGCAAAAUGUCUCCCCUUUGUUUGCCAAAAAGAGCUAAAACAGAAGAUUUCCUUACUUUUUUAUGUUUAAGAGGUAGUUCUGUCUUGCCAUCUCAUCUGGAUUUUUUCAACUAUUCAAGUAAAGAUUCUGCCUCAGUCUCCGGUGGAGAGAAUAGCCGUCCCCAAACACCAGCCAGUGUCAACUAUAAGCAUCAUAUCAGUUCAUCGCGUGCACAGACACGUGAGAGCUCUCCUCUUUCUACUGCAACAAGUACAAGUAGUAAUGAUGAUGUUACUGAUGUAAUGUCAUCUUUCCAUGUUGUUCGCUGUCUCCAGACGCCAAAUCGGAAAGCAGCACGUGCAAGUGCAAGCACUCCAGAAACUGCUAGAGGCUUAGCUACUAUGCAGCAACAGAAUUUGGUCAAAAAAGUUGCUGGAAAAUUGGGUGCCAAACUAGGCCUAAUUGACUCCAAAACACGCAUGACUCACAAUAGUUCCCCUUCCAAAAGAAAUGUCAAAUCCAGAAUUUCCCAACCAAAGACAACUAUGCGUAAUGGAGUACAUUCUAAUGAUCUCAGAACUAAAAAGCGUUCCCCUGGACGGCCUUCACUAAAGCAGAAGUUGCAAGACAGGGUGAACCAUGUUAAAACCUCAGUCCAUAUUGUUUCAGAAUCAAAGAAAAGAUCUGUUGUUGUGCGCAAUAGUAAAUCAAGUGUGUUACGAUCUCUUUCUAAGAACUCCAACAAUUCCUACUGCAAUAAUAACAGUGCUCAGUCCCAAAAACCAUUUUGCAAAACACAGACUCAUGGGAAAUCCUUGAGAACAUCUGUCAUUUCACAAAAAAGCCAUUCCAAUAGUGUUCUACCUGUGGUGCCUUUGAAGAAACUCUCUGAAAAUGUGCCUAAUCGACGAAAACAUAGAGGACGUAAUAAACUGCAGUCUAGUCAAAUUGAUAAACUGAAAAACAAAGUGCGAAAGCAGAGAAAUGCACAGGAUAACUUAUCCACUACAACUGAACCUCACUCUAGGAGCAGGACUCGUCGAGACACUGGUAACCCCAGUUCAAAUAGAAGGCAACGAGGACAGUAUGUUUUAGUACCAAGAUCACGGACUAUAGAGCCCCAGUCAAGGGUUCAGCCAUCCCGGUUUUCAAAACGCCUCUCUUUGUUGGCUCAACGAGCAGCUAUUGAUGUUGAAAACAAAGUUAAAUCAUCUGGUUUAAAAGGAUCCAAGACAGCUCAAGAAGAGUCUACUGUUGGCCCAUCUUCUACAUUACUGCCAUCUUCAGCAGUGCCUUUGCCAACCGUAACUUCUUCUGGUACACCUUCUCUCACACAGUUGACCAAUUCCACAAACACCUCAAAUCAUCACUUAGCAUCUUCGCACCAUUAUUCACAAUCACUCAAUCAAGUUUCACCCUCCAUAAAGGCAAUUAACUCUGGUAUUUCUGACAAAAAGAAACUCAAUAUUCUGAAAAUGAUGAAACUUAGAAUGCCCACAAGAGAGCAGCUGAAACUAGCUCGAAUCAUAGAAAAGCGACGUGGUAAGAAGAACUGCGUGGCUUCAGUGACUCCUGCAACAGACACAACUUCCAAAUCAUUACCACAGCUUUCAAAUGAAAAUCCUAAACCAAAAGAAAAUGUUCCUUCGUAUGAAAAGCGCCGUGGAAGACCACCUAUUGGGAAGAAAUCUGAACAAAGUUCUGAAGAAGAAGUUAAAUGUGAUUCUUUUCCAGAGGAAGGAGAACCAGCACAAAUUGUGGACAUUCCAAUUUUUUAUCCGUCAGAUGAAGAAUUUCAAGACCCCUUAGCCUACAUAGAAUCUGUCAAAACACAAGCCGAACCAUUUGGAAUGUGCAAAAUUGUACCCCCAGCUUCAUGGAAGCUUGAAAGCUGUAUUAAUGAAGAAAUGAGAUUUACAAGCCAAGUGCAAUAUAUACACAAAAUGUUAAAUCGAUGGGGUCCAAAUAUACAGCAGAUGGAAUGCAUAAAGAAACAUCUUUCCUCAGUUGGCAUUGAAUUGACUGAACCUCCACUGAUUGGUGGCAUAGAAUUAGAUUUAGCUCGUCUGUACCUGAGUGUCAAAGAGUAUGGAGGACUACAGAAUGUAAUGGAUAAGAAGAAAUGGAGCAAAGUAGCUGAUAUGGUUAAAAUUCCAAAACAAGCCCAGGAUCGGACUACAAAGCUCUACAAUGCUUACUGCAAAUAUCUGCUCUCUUAUGAAAUGCUUUCUGAAGAGGAAAAGACGAAAAUUUUGCAUCAAGUAACAGACGAACGUUUGCAACAACUACAGCAACGACAGAAUGGAAUGUCUCGGCAACACACAGAAGACACCAUAGAUUGUUGUGUUGCAAAGGGUAAAACAACUUCCAUCAAUGCCUUCCAAAGAGUGUCUCGGAAUGUACAGUCUAUGUGGUUUCGAGAUGAUCCAACUCCAGAACAAGUUGAAUCAGAUUACUGGAAAGUUGUUGAAGAAGCGUCAUCACAUGUUGUUGUCCAGUGUGGACAUAUUAACUCAGGGAACCAGGGAACAUUCUUUCCUUGCAAGAAAGAUAGCCCAUACACAAAACAUGGCUGGAACUUCAAUGUAUUAUCUCAAAAUCCUUUAUCAGUAUUAAGACAUUUGGGACCAAUACCUGGUGUUACACUGCCUGUGCUCCAUAUUGGAAUGUUAUUCACAACUUCAUGCUGGUCAACCAGCAGACACAGCUUGCCCUACAUCCAUUAUUUACAUACUGGGGCUGAUCUCAUUUGGUAUUCCAUUCCAAAGCAACUGAAGCAGAAUCUAAAAGCAGCAAUCAAAGAACUUGUUCCAGGUCAUGUGUGGGAUGAUGAUGGCUGGUUCAAAGAAGAUUUUAUUAUGAUGAAUCCUGAACUGUUGGUUAAAAAAGGAGUAUCUGUUGGCCGAAUUGUUCAGAAACAGCACCAGUUUGUAGUUGUAUUCCCAUUUACUUAUACGGCAUCUUUAAACUGUGGCUUCAGUAUCUCAGAAUCAUUGCCAUAUGCCACUCCAGAUUGGCUUCCACUUGGACAAGCUAUUGCUCAGGUUUUGCGCAAGAAUUGUUUAUGGCCAGAGAUGUUUUCUUUGGAUUCUUUGCUCCGACAUAUGGUGAAAACUGAGCCUGCUGUCUCUGAGGAAUUGUUAAUGCAAGCCAUUCCAUUUUUAAUAAAAGCCAUAGAACAUGAACUGUCAUUGAGGAAACAACUUUAUGAUGCCGGUCUGAAGAAUUCUGCACGAAUGAAUGCCCAUGAACCUUUAGUGUCCUCUUUCAAACGUAAGCGUGCCAAUGACGGAAGCAGUGAAAAUAGAUGUGAAGUCUACAAAAGAAUUUGCUACUUUUCCAUGGUUGUGAAUGAAGUAGAUGAAAGUUUGUAUUGUUUGGAUCAUGCACUUGCUCACAUCCAAAAGAAGAGAAACCUGAAAGCCUGUAAGCUUUAUUACAGAUUUUCUGAUGAAAAUCUGGAGGAACUUCUGAAAAUAGCUUCCAACCGGUUAUGCAUGAAGGAAACUAACAAUGCUAUUACUGAUCCUAGUCCGAAACGAAAAUCAGUGAAACGCCCAGAAUCAAAAAGCUGAAUACUGACCAGCCAGAUCUGUUGAACUUUAGACAGGAAGUCUGAUUAAUGGCGAAUAGUUAUUAUUGUAUGUUCAUUAUCUACUUGGCUUGUGAAUCAUACAAGAAGAUCUCUUUUGUUCAGUCAAGCUUUGAUUUUCAGAACUCUGCUGUGAUAUAAUUUGAAUUACUGAUGUUUAUGGAUGGGAGAAACAAACCAACCAGACUUAUACAUUAAUUCACUCAACAUUCACACCACUGUUCUCUCCUUCUCCCUCUUUACAUGUGCAUAUAUUCUGAGAUAGCUCGUAACAGAAAGAUACAUUCAACAUGGAAAUAAAUUCAUCUUGUGUAUUUCCUACAAAAAGCUAGGCGAAGAAAGACUUAAAAAAGAAAGAAGUUAAAUUUUUCAGUUGAAAGUACUGUCAAUCAUAAUUGUGUUUAUUUACAAAUUUUAAAAUAUGAUAAUGUCAACAUUUAAAAAAAAUUUUUUUUUUAAUAUUGAGUUUUAUUUAUUUGUUUCACAGGAAACAUAUGUCAGCAGCUACUGUCACGGGUCGUUGAGCAGUUUAUAUUUUUAUCAAAGUGAAGAAAAUAUUUAUUCUUCUGAUUUGAUAUGCAUCCAUUUAAUUUGAUAGUUUUUUUUCAGUUUUCACUAAUUAGAUUGAAAAUUUUUUUUUGUUCAUAUUUAUGUCACAACAAGCUGUUAGACUUAAUGAAUUCUUCAUCCUUACAUUAUUCCAUCACUGUACCUAGUAUUUUUUUUAAUUGAUUUCAAAGCAUAUUUAUUGAACUUCAUAUGUAGACAUUUGACAGAAAUGGUUUACAUCAAAAUAAAAAAAAAAGGAAAAGAAAAAUGAAGAAAAUUUAUGGUGUAUCCUUUGUAAUCACUUGCUAUUUUUGUUGUAGUUCUCUUGAACUAAAACUGUGCCUUGCAGUAAACAUCAUUCCUCUGCAUUUAUAUCACACCAUUAAUGCUCAGUUGGGAAGUUUUUGAAGGAAAUGAUUGUACUAUAUUUAUAUAUUUCCCAGUAAGUUUAGUGUAAUGUUCAAAGUAUACUUUCCUCUUCUCUUUAUUACUCAAUAGGUUUAUAAUCAACAGUAGUUAAGCCUAGGUUACUGAUUCUAUAGGGUAUUGAGUUAACAUCUUGACACCACUAAGCGAAGUAUAUUUCCUUAUUUGUCUCGAAAAUACUUAACAUUCCCAUUUUACUAUUUAGUAGCUGAAUUUGCAUAAUCUAUAAUAGCAGAGAUAAAUGGUUGCUUUUCUGUUUGUCAGGUUUACUUUUUUAAUCCUUCACUGUUCCUAGAAGAUGUAAAAGGGAGUGGGGCUAGAGUUUAUCCUAAUCUUUAAGAAGCUUAAAGCACUUGGGAGACAUCUUCUGAAAGGACUCUCUCUGUAACAGAAUUCCAAUCUAAUGGACCUAGGAUUUCAAGCUAACAAAAUGUCCACAGGUUAUUCAGUGCUUCUACUAUGUAUUGGAAGUGCAGUAUACUGCCUUUCGAUGACUGUUUACAUUCAAGUGGACUGACUCUUGGUGAUGACAAGACGCAGAAUAAAACAAUGCCAGUAAUGAGAUGUGAACCAUUGACCCUUUAUUUAAAGAGUCAACAUCUUAAGGAGGAUUUUGGCCAGAAGCAACUGUUUGACAAUUGAGCAUAAACUAAAACAUAAUCAUGCUAACAACAAGCAUGCAAAUAAGCAGGAAUACAUUAUAGUGAAAAAUUGUUUUUAAGUAUUAUUUAAAAAUUCAGAGCAUAAUUUAACCCAUUAGCAUUUAAAUUGAUCAUAUUCGGCCCAAAUAUUCUAACAGUUUUCUGUUCAAAUUGGCCACUUCUGACCUGUCACACCUACCCUACAAUGUCAUUCUAAAGAUAAAGAAUGACAUCAAAAUCACAAAACUAUGAGAUAAUGCGUGAUUAAUUGAAAACAAUGUGAAUAAAUAAGCAUCAUAUUUGACAGUAAUCUGAAUGCUAAAGGGUUAAGAAAGGAAUUUUUUGAGAGAGAGAGAGAGAGAGAGAGAGAAAGAAUGAAAUUAAAUUUUUGAGUAAAAUAAUAUUGGUUCCUUAAGUUUACAUUCAUGGAAUUGUUCUUUUUCUUUUUCCAAAUUUAAAAUAUUUGAAUAUAAUCUUUUAAACAAAAUAUUAAAUAAAGUGUUACAUUUAAGUAGUGAGAUGCUUUUACUCUCACUGUUCAUUAAUUUAGUUGCUAUCAAGGCCAGCUCAUUGUACAACAGACUCUGGCAAUUAUUUCAGAGCACAAAAUACUAACAAGUAGCAUCCUUUUAUCUGAUUAACCCUUUUGAUAUCAAAUUCAUUGAGACCACCUCUGAUUCAAUGGUAUAAAAUUUCUUGUUUUAAAUUGUUCAUAUUUAAAGUAAAACCUUCCAUCAUUAUCUUAAAUCAGCAAUUUCUGUUAUGUCAUGUUCGAAAUACCAGCUUAAUAAUAAUGAUAAUAUCAAAAUUAAUUGAUACAUGUGGACUACGUAUUUUAUGAGAAAUAUGUCCUGGAAAUGUUAAACCGUCAAAAUACAAAAAACAAUAUAAAAAAGGAAUUUUUAAUCAUGUUCAAAAGUUCUAAAAAAACAUAUUGUAAAACUUUUCAACAUUCUUUCUGUCUCUGUCUCUCACUCCCUCAGUAAACAUUGUGUCAGAGUGACAGUUCUAAUACACCAAACUUUGCGAUAUAGGGGCACCAGAGCUUAGCUUGAAUGGGGCAUCAGGAAUUUUAGAGCCAGCCUUGGUGUCUAUAAUCACAGAUAUAGUUAUAUCAGGAUUAUAAAACAACAGUUUUUAUUAUUUAUUUAAUUUUGUUUGUUGGUUUCUUUUCAACUUUUUUGUCUUUUGUAUUUUUUUAACAAUCAUUUUUAUUUCACUGUUAAUUUGGAUCAGCACUCACUAUUUAUAAUAUCAAUCAUUUUUUUAAAAAUUCUUACUGAUGGUCUUUCUUCAUUUGCCACCAUUAGAGAUUUGAUUUAUUAAAGAACCUUAAUUUAUUUUUUUUUGUAACAUAUAUAAAUGAAGUGAUCUCCUUUUCAAUAUUUUUUUGUUAUUGAAUUUUGAAACACUUUUUUUAUUUUGAAAGUGGAAAUCUUUUGGCUUUAAUUCAUCUUUUUUUUUUUUUUUUAACAUAAUAAUUAUGAUCUUCACUAAAAUGCUGAGUAUAAAAUGAUAAAUUUCAUUUGAAGAAGAUAUCUGGAGAACAUUUAGCUUUUCAGCUGAAUUAAAAAUUGUUUGUUUUUUUUAACCUGGUGGUUAUGUUCUUUCAUCUAAUUGCAUUUUUUGAAUAACAUUCAGAUAUCUAAAAUAAAAAUCUGUUUUAUUUAUAGAUUGUAUGAUCUGCAACAGCCAACUGAGUACAAACCAUCAGCUAUUUUAGAUUAACACUCUAUGAGCUUUUAUCUCAUCACAAUCAACCUGAUCCUUGAGAAAGGCAUUUUACCUUACUUGUGCGCAACCAAGUUGUAAAGGUACUAAGUGAUUAUGGACAAGGUUGUUAAGUAAACAGCUCUACCAGUUUGCAAUAAAUGCUUUAUCUCAGGUCAGAUUAGGUUUGUAAUGCUGCUGUAAAAUAAGCCCUAACAAUGUCCCUUUGUUUCCCAAUUUGAAACUCUCAUUCUCCUGUCUGCUAUGGUGUUGAAUCUGCAGAAUGGGGACUUUCAGUUUAGGAAAAUGGAACUUUCUUUUAUUUAAAAUUUUUUUGUUUGUUUUGAUAACCAGUUCAAAGUUCUACUGGCUAGCCUAUGAUUUAUUCUCCAGUGAGCUAAAAGGUUAUUAAUAAUCUGCAUAUACUGCCAUAUCUUGGAAACUAUUGGAAAUGAUGUCCACUUUAAUAUUCUUAAGGAAAAAGAAAAACAAAAAAAAAAUGAAAAUCCUUAAUAGAAAUCUUGAAAUAAAUUAUAUUUAAACAAAAAAAAUAUUGCUUGUAACAAUUGUUCAAGAAACUUGGCAGGGGUAGUAUCAGGGUUUAGAUAACGGGCAUUCCAAUAUUAUCGAGGUAAUCUUUUGGUUCCAUAUUUUAUAUGCUUUCCUCUGAAAUGUUUGUAUGAAUUCCUUAACAACAACAAAUAACAAUGUUGAAGAAUUUCUAUUGCGUAUUGUAUUUGCAUUUACUGUUUUAUUUUAUAAAUAACACCUGUAUCACAUAAAAUUGUAACAACGAGAGGAAGUAUUAUAUUUUCUAUUUCUUGUUCAGUAUUACUUCCAUACAGAUCUCCAUUUCCUCAUCUAUACAUAUUUAUAACAUAUAUACUAUACAUAUAUAUAUACACACACACACACAUAUAUGUAUAAUAUUUAUAAUAUAUAUUUAGAGUAUAUAAAUAUAUAUUUGUUUUCUAUUGUAUAUAUACAUGAUAUGUGUGUGUGUGUAUAUCUAUAUAUAUGUAUCUUGGUUCUAAUUUUGACACAAGGCCAUCAAUUUCAAGAGGAAAAGAUAAGCCAAUACCAUCGACCCCCAGUUCUCAUUGGUUACUCUAUAUUAAAAACCUUGGAGGGUUGGAAGGCAAAGUUGACUUUGGCAGGAUUUGAACUCAGAAUGUAAAGAGCCACAAGAGCAUUUCUUCUGGCUCUUUACUGGUUCUGCCAGCUUGCCUUAAAUAUAUAUUUGACAUUAACACUCACACACAUUUAUGGCUAAUAAAUGCACACACACACACACCCAUUCUCUUACUGCUUUUAGUCAUUGGACUAUAGCCAUGCUGAGGCAACACCUUCAAGGAGUUUUAAUUGAGCAUAUCAGUCCCAAUUUUUAUUUCAGCCAGAAUCUUAUACUUAUUUAUUGAUAUGUAUUUGUCAAGUGUCUAAGAUGCCUUCUCUCUAGCAGUUUUAAUUUUUAAUUGGCUGUGUUACAUUAAACAUAUGCACAAACUUGAUGGGCAUGGACUCAUAUAUAUGCACACAGGAUUCUGCACAAUUUCACUCACAAAGUAUUGGGGCAACUUUGAGCUAUACAUAGAGGCCUUUACCGAAGGUAUCAUGCAGUAUUAUCAUACUCAGAAUCUCUUAGUUGUGAAGUAAAAUUCUUAAUCAUGAGCCAUGCCUGUGCUACAUGUAUAUAAACAUGAUAUUGAAUGUUAGACAUUAUACACAUGUAUAUAUGUGCAUGUGUGCGAUAUAAUAUACAAAACAUAUAUCAUCAUCGUUGUUUUAACAUCAACUUUUCCAAGCUUAUAUGGGAUUUGUUGAGGCAGAUUUACUGUUGCCAGCCCUCACUUGAUUGCAGGCAAGUUAAUAUUUCCUCAAGGAAAUAUUUCAUGUUUCAUGAAAUAUUAGAAACAAAUGACACUGCUUAUAAGAUGGUGACACUUGUUUCAACACAACAUAUACAUAUAUAUGAGAGAGAGUAUGCGUUAAUUGCUAAAUGAGUAGCUGUUUUUCACAUCAUAAUUCAGAUAAGGCUUACAUCAUUUGAAUUGUAUUGUUUCUUGUGGAGACUCAUAAUUAAAAAAAAAAGGGGGGGAAAAUACCUGGUUGGCACUCGUGGUCAAAAGCACAUUUUUAAAAGGUGUUAUAAUAACUUUUAAGUUUAAUUUUGCAAUUUGGUUAAACUUCACUCUCCUUCUGCAUUUCAUAUUGAUGUGUCUAUGUGCACACUCACACUUGUAUAUGCAUGCAUGUGUUUGUGUGUAUAUAUUUAUAUAUAUAUAUAUAUGUAUAAAAACACACACACAUGCAAAUUUGGAUUUUAUUUAUUGCCAUGUGUUUUGCUUUCUUUUGUUCUGUUGGUUUGUUUUGUGUUCCAGGACAGAAACCUCCACAUACCCACAAAAAGAGAAAAAUGCUGGAGGCUGAUUUUUAUUUAUAUAUUUAUUUGCUCUUGAUAUUUAUCAAUUCCAUAUUUUCAUGGAUUUCUUCAUGUUUUUUUUUUUAACUAAUAAUAAUAACAUUAAUAAUGUUGAUGAUGAGGAAAAUAUGAAUUUGAGAAAAGAAAAGAAAAACAAACAAAAAAUGAGUAAAAAAAUGAGAAAGUUAAUUAUUAAGUCAGUGCAUUUUGUAAGGCAAUGGAAACUGAACUAUGUAUUUGAUAGACAUUAAAGCUUGGUUUAGAGAUGAACCUUGUUUUGGCAAAGAAUUUGAUAAAUAAACUGAAAAGUUGCAGCUAUUGACCAAAGCUUAAAGUUUCUUCAUAUCUUAUAUUGAAAAAAAGUAUUGAAAAGACUGCUGAUGGAGAAUUUAUUUCUUGAACUGAUGAGAAGCUUACUUGAUGGUUGUGACCAGUAAAUUUUAUCAUACGUACAUACAUACAUACAUACAUAUAUAUAUACACACACACAUACACACAGUCAGACACUCAAUGUACUAUGUCCUGCUUGGCAAUAAAAAAAAAAAAUGACAAUUAUUCAACUAGAAUUGAUGGAAAAGUU